Messenger RNA from Trichoderma reesei QM6a, 831 nucleotides. RefSeq lists its product as uncharacterized. Gene Ontology annotation, molecular function: oxidoreductase activity, acting on NAD(P)H, oxygen as acceptor. The transcript is spliced from 5 exons. NCBI's taxonomy places the organism in Eukaryota, Fungi, Ascomycota, Sordariomycetes, Hypocreales, Hypocreaceae. The record is from RefSeq and is a predicted model, not a curated record. Bases 1 to 831 code for a protein of 276 amino acids. Gene Ontology annotation, cellular component: intracellular anatomical structure.
AUGUCCAUGACCGUCGAGGACUGCACGAGGGUCCGGCCCGGCUUCCCGCGGCCUGUGCCCGACACGCCGAACAAUGUGCUGCAGCAGUUCCAGAUGAAGGGCAAAGUGGUGGUGGUCACUGGUGCGGCGGACGGGAUUGGAUUCGCUGUUGCGGAGGGCAUGGCUGAGGCUGGGGCGGACGUGGCUAUGUGGUAUAAUUCGAACGAUGCGGCUGUUGAGAGAGCAAAGGGGCUUGGGGCGAUGCAUAACGUCAGGGCUGUUGCGUAUCAAGUUGACGUUUCCGAGGCGGAGCAGGUGAAGAGUGGUAUUGAGAGGGUGGUUGGGGAGUUUGGCAAGAUUGAUGUCUUUGUUGCGAAUGCGGGAAUGUCAAUCUCGAAGCCGAUAUUGGAACAGACGCUGGAGGAGUAUCAGAAGCAAAUGUCUGUCAACGUGGACGGAGUCGUCUUCUGCUCCAAGUACAUUGGCGCAGUCUUCAAGUCGCAAGGCCACGGCAACCUCAUCAUCACGUCGAGCAUGUCGGCGCACAUUGUCAACGUGCCCGUCGACCAGCCCGUGUACAACGCGACCAAGGCGUUCGUCACGCACUUUGGCAAGUCGCUCGCGCGGGAGUGGCGCGAGUUUGCGCGCGUCAACGUCGUCUCGCCGGGCUUCUUCGACACCAAGAUGGGCGCGGGCGAGCUGGCGCUGCAGGAGGCGUAUCGCAUGGCGGCGCUGGGGAGGCAGGGGCAUGUCAAGGAGAUUAAGGGGGUGUAUUUGUACUUGGGGAGCGAGGCGUCGAGCUUCAUGACGGGGAGUGAUGUUUUGAUCGAUGGGGGGUAUGUGCUUCCUUGA